Messenger RNA from Sorghum bicolor (sorghum), 940 nucleotides. RefSeq names its product NADH dehydrogenase [ubiquinone] 1 alpha subcomplex subunit 6. Bases 161 to 559 code for a protein of 132 amino acids. The transcript has 2 exons. The record is from RefSeq and is a predicted model, not a curated record. NCBI's taxonomy places the organism in Eukaryota, Viridiplantae, Streptophyta, Magnoliopsida, Poales, Poaceae. Gene Ontology annotation, biological process: response to oxidative stress.
AGGCCUGCCUAAACUGCUUCCCCGUUCUUACCGGCCCAACCACGAACCACUCCUCCCACAGAGAAAUUAUCCGACGGCCUGCUCUUCCCGGAGCUCCGACGGAAGCCACCCCCAGGAAUACCCACCGGCGACGGGAGGCGGCGGCCGGCGAUUAGAAGCGAUGGCGUUCACGAUGCGAGCGGUGAAAGUGCCUCCGAACUCGGCCUCGCUGGAGGAGGCGCGGCACCGCGUCUUCGAUUUCUUCAAGCAGGCAUGCCGCUCCAUCCCCACCGUCAUGGAGAUCUACAACCUCGACGACGUCGUCACGCCCUCGCAGCUCCGCUCCACCAUCGCUAAGGAGAUCCGCAAGAACCAGAACGUCACCAACCCCAAGGUUAUUGAUAUGCUUCUGUUCAACGGGAUGGAGGAGCUGAACAACAUAGUUGAACAUGCAAAGCAGCGCCAUCAUGUCAUUGGGCAGUAUGUGAUCGGCCAAGAGGGCCUGGUGCAUGACCUUGGGUCAAAGGAUCAAGGGAACUCCGACUUCCUGAAGAAAUUCUACACAAGCAAUUACUUUUGAUCUGAGUUGCAGAUUUCCACCAUCUGGAAUACUCAGGGUGGUGCUCUGAAUAAGACACUGAGGACCUGCCAGCAUCAGUUGUUUCACAAUCCUCUGUUCAAUAUAAUAUUGCUGUUAGCUAUUUGCUUUGUUGCACUUACCAAAUUGAUGUUUAUGAGUCGAUUUGAUUCUACAAAGAUUGAACAUUCUUGAGUCCUUUCUUCUGUGAGCACUGAGCUGCAUGACAGGGUUCGAAACUUCGAAUGGACAAAAAAGAAUGUGUUGUGGUUCUACCUUCCUCGUGUUAACAUCAGAUGAGUUUGUACUGUGCACUUUUCUGGAGUUUUAGCUUCUGUUUCCUAGUGGGCGAAUUGGCCACAAGAAAGGACAUGAUAUUUAAAA